AUGUCCAACGCACCGCCAACAUGGGAGCUGCUGCUAGUUCCCGAAGGCAUGAAAAAAAUAUCCAUGGAAAUGGAUACGAAAAUUCCCAAUGCAGCGACAUUUACAGUGCUCAAAGAAGAUCAUACUUUAGGAAACAUUUUAAGAAUGCAGCUUUUAAAGAAUCCCAAGGUGAUUUUUGCUGGAUACAAGGUUCCACAUCCACUUGAGCAUCAGUUUAUUCUUAAAAUACAGACAACGCCGGAUACAACUCCGGCAGACGUCCUUCAACAAGAAGUAGCAAACCUGAUUCAAGAGAAUGCGCUCACUGUUCGUAGCAUGGAUCCCGGUGAUGCACCUGCUGCUAUGCAUAUCUCUGCUCGUGAGCGCCGUGACUUUUAA
Batrachochytrium dendrobatidis JAM81 is the source of this 378-nucleotide messenger RNA. RefSeq names its product DNA-directed RNA polymerase II core subunit RPB11. Lineage: Eukaryota; Fungi; Chytridiomycota; Chytridiomycetes; Rhizophydiales. Gene Ontology annotation, cellular component: RNA polymerase II, core complex. Bases 1 to 378 code for a protein of 125 amino acids. The record is from RefSeq and is a predicted model, not a curated record. Gene Ontology annotation, molecular function: DNA binding; protein dimerization activity. The transcript has 4 exons. Gene Ontology annotation, biological process: transcription by RNA polymerase II.